Messenger RNA from Pedinophyceae sp. YPF-701, 741 nucleotides. NCBI's taxonomy places the organism in Eukaryota, Viridiplantae, Chlorophyta, Pedinophyceae. The record is from the annotation of a GenBank genome assembly.
AUGUUCGUGCGCGCACGCGUACCCCUGCUGCUGGCACUGGCGCUGGCCGUGCUCCUCAUCCACGCGGUCGUGCCAUCCGUCGACGCGAAGAAGAGGAGGAUCACCGAUGACGAUCCGCUGAUCGACCCUGACGAGACGGACGAGGAGCGCAAGGCGUGGGGCAUCCCCACGUACGAGGAGCGCAUGGAGAAGAAGCGGAAGCAGGGGGGGGGUCUCGACAUCAACAAGCUGCAGAAGAUGAGCAGGAAGAACCCGUCGGACAUGGCCUUCGCGGCCAUCACAGGCUCCGAGCUGUGCUUCGUGCGUCUGCGGCCCGACGCGUCGCGCUCGAAGGAGGACGUGGACCGCAUGGCGUCGAUGUGGUCCGGGGCGCUGCGGUCGGGCGCCAACACCGACACCAUCUACGUCCUCGACGCCGACAACGUGAUCCUGAGCGUUGACGGCGCGGAGCAGGCCAUCGAGACGAAGAACUACCUCUUCACCUUCGACGAGGUGUACGAGUUCGAAAUCAAGGGGCAGAAGGUCCGCCGGCCCGAGGACACCGUCCCGCACGACCAGCUCGAGGGCGUGCGCGAGGCGCGCGAGGCCCGCGAGGCCAAGGACAAGGCCGAGAUGGAGCGGCUCAAGAAGCUCGCGAUGGAGCGCGGCGAGAAGGUCGCCGGCGACGGAGACGCUGCGAAGCCGAAGAAGAAGGCGAAGAAGAAGAAGACCAAGAAGCCCGAGCCCACCGGCGAACUGUGA